CCAAGACUAAGAGAGAAGCAGAAACUCAAAAUAGACACACACGUAGAGAUCAUAGCCUGCUUGCACCUUGGUGAAGUGAGAGUAUAAGAAAGAAUGGCAUUUGCUGGAACAACCCAGAAGUGUAUGGCUUGUGACAAAACAGUUUAUCUUGUUGAUAAGUUAACUGCGGAUAACCGAGUGUUCCACAAAGCUUGUUUCAGAUGCCACCACUGCAAAGGAACCCUCAAGCUCAGCAACUACAACUCUUUUGAGGGAGUUCUUUACUGCAGGCCACACUUCGACCAACUGUUCAAAAGAACUGGUAGCCUCGACAAAAGCUUUGAAGGGACACCCAAAAUUGCUAAACCAGAAAAAAAUAGCGAUAAUGAGAAACCUGCAGCAGCAGCCAAAGUCUCAAGUAUGUUUGGUGGAACCAGGGAUAAAUGUGCUGGUUGUCAGAAAACAGUGUAUCCCACUGAGAAGGUUACUGUGAAUGGAACUCCUUACCAUAAGAGUUGUUUCAAAUGCUGCCAUGGAGGGUGUGUUAUCAGUCCUUCCAAUUACAUAGCACAUGAGGGAAAACUCUACUGCAAACACCACCAUAUCCAAUUGAUCAAGGAGAAGGGAAAUUUAAGCCAGCUUGAAGGUGACCAUGAGAAGAGUGCAAUGAAUGGGAAAAUCAAUGGUGAAGAAGUUGCAUCCGAGACAUGAUAAAAGAGACUUGUAUCUCAGAAUUUUCCCUUUCUCAAGUUCCAUGAUUUGAGCACCAUAUAUUUCUGCUGUCUCUCAUGCUUUUACCAUUACUUGUAGUCCGGGAAGCUCUUUACCCGUGACAAAUAGGGUAUUCAAUUUU
Molecule: messenger RNA, 832 nt
Organism: Gastrolobium bilobum
Lineage: Eukaryota; Viridiplantae; Streptophyta; Magnoliopsida; Fabales; Fabaceae
Product: LIM domain-containing protein WLIM1-like
Exons: 5
Coding region: 94-690 (198 amino acids)
Biological process (GO): actin filament bundle assembly
Cellular component (GO): plasma membrane; actin cytoskeleton
Molecular function (GO): actin filament binding
Source: RefSeq, a predicted model, not a curated record